Messenger RNA from Colius striatus (speckled mousebird), 4616 nucleotides. It is a transcript of the gene POLG, whose product is annotated as DNA polymerase gamma, catalytic subunit. The transcript is spliced from 22 exons. Gene Ontology annotation, biological process: mitochondrial DNA replication. The record is from RefSeq and is a predicted model, not a curated record. Gene Ontology annotation, molecular function: DNA binding; DNA-directed DNA polymerase activity; 3'-5' exonuclease activity. NCBI's taxonomy places the organism in Eukaryota, Metazoa, Chordata, Aves, Coliiformes, Coliidae. Gene Ontology annotation, cellular component: gamma DNA polymerase complex; mitochondrion. Bases 7 to 3825 code for a protein of 1272 amino acids.
GCACACAUGCGGGGGCCAUGUGCGUGGCUGCACGGGGGGUGUUUCCGCGGAGCCCUGCAGAGGUUCGAGGCUGCGGGGCGGUGGGAGUCCCGGCAGCGGUGCGUACCGCCCCUCGCUGUCUGUCCCUGCAGCUCCGGCCGCCCGCGGGGAGCAGCGCCGAAGCAGGGGCAGGAGAUGAGGCGUUUCCCGUGGGGGAGGUCGGUGAGGGGCUGUGCUGCAGCCCACGGCCCCCCCAGGCCCCAGCGAUGCAGCUCCAGCUCCUCUGCCAGCCGUCCGCUGCCGGAGCACCCGAGCCAAGAGCCCGCCCAGGGCCAGCGGCGCAUGAACCCCCUCAACAUCCAGAUGCUGUCCAGGACCCUCCAUGAGCAAAUCUUUCGGGGGGCCCAGGUGCACUACUCAGAGUCAGACAUCCAGAGGAGCGUGGAGCACCUGCAACGGCACGAGCUGUGGGGCAAGGAGACCUCCACGCUGCCCGACGUGGACCUGCAGCUGCCCCGCAUGUACGGGGACAACAUCGACGAGCAUUUUCGGCUCCUGGCACAGAAGCAGAGCUUGCCCUACCUGGAGGCGGCCAACGAGCUGCUGCGCUGCCAGCUGCCCCCCAUGCCCGCACAGUGGGCAUGGCGGCUGGGCUGGACCCGCUACGACCCCGACGGGCGAGAGGAGGCCGUGGACUUCCCCAGGGAGCGGGCGGUGGUGCUGGACGUGGAGGUGUGCGUGGCUGACGGGCACUGCCCGACGCUGGCCGUGGCAGUCUCGCCGCACGCCUGGUACUCGUGGUGCAGCCGGAGGCUGCUGGAGCAGCGGUACUCCUGGUCCAGCCACCUCACCCUGGCCGACCUCAUUCCCCUGGAGAGCCCCGCAGGUGCUGGCAGUGCUGGCAAGCAGGACUGGCCAGAGAGAGUGGUGGUGGGACACAACGUGGCCUUCGACCGGGCAUUCAUCAAGGAACAGUACCUCAUCCAGGGCUCCCAGGUGCGUUUCCUGGACACCAUGAGCAUGCACAUGGCCAUCUCGGGGCUGACGGGCUUCCAGCGCAGCCUCUGGAUGGCUGCCAAGCAUGGCAAGAGGAAGGGACUGCAGCAGGUCAAGGAGCACAUGAAGAAAACACGCAGCAAAAUGGAGGGACCAGCUAUCACUUCGUGGGACUGGGUGCACGUCAGCAGCAUCAACAACCUGGCAGACGUGCACGCGCUCUACGUCGGGGGGGAGCCCCUGGAGAAGGAGGCGCGGGAGCUCUUUGUGAAGGGCACCAUGGCUGACAUCAGGAGUCACUUCCAGGACCUGAUGUCAUACUGUGCCCACGAUGUCCGGGCUACCCAUGAGGUGUUUCAGGAGCAACUGCCGCUCUUCAUGGAGAGGUGUCCCCACCCUGUGACGUUUGCAGGGAUGCUGGAGAUGGGGGUGUCCUACCUGCCAGUCAAUGGGAACUGGAAGAGGUACCUGGGCGAUGCUCAGGACAUCUACGAGGAGCUGCAGAAGGAGAUGAAGAAGUCCCUGAUGAACCUGGCCAAUGAUGCCUGCCAGCUGCUGCAUGAGGACAGGUACAAGGAUGACCCCUGGCUCUGGGAUCUGGAGUGGGACACGCAGGAGUUCAAGCAGAAGAAGAAUCCAGGGAAGAAAAAGAAGAAGGAUCAGGAUGGGAACGGCAAAGCCUCCCCAGUGGCAGCGGGUGCAGACGAGUCCCUGCCGGAGUGGCAGGAGGACCCUGGUCCCCCUGGUGAGGAUGAGGAGCUGAAAGCCCCUGCGAGCCAAGUCUGCCUGGAGCGUCUGAAGGAGACGGUCACGCUGCAACCCAAGAGACUGCAGCAUCUGCCAGGGCAUCCAGGCUGGUACCGCAAGCUGUGCCUGCGCCUGGAGGAGACAGGGUGGGUGCCAGGACCCAGCCUCAUCAGCCUGCAGAUGAGGGUGACCCCAAAGCUGAUGCGCCUGGCCUGGGAUGGCUUCCCUCUCCAUUACUCGGAGAAGCAUGGCUGGGGCUACCUGGUGCCAGGGCGACAGGACAAUUUGCCAGCAGCCUCCUCCUCAGAGGAGGGCCCUGCCUGCCCACACAGGGUGAUUGAGCAGCUGUACAGGCAGUACUGCCUGGAGAAAGGCAAGGAGCAGCCCCCGGGGCUGGAGGCCACUGUGGAGAACGAGCUGCUGGCAAUGGACAGCAGCACGAUUUGGCAGAAGGUGGAGGAGAUGAGCCAGCGGGAGGUGGAUGUGGAGGAGAGAGUGUGUGGAGCGGACCAGAGCCUGGAGCAGGUAAAUGGGGAUUCCUGUGUGAUGCGCUGUGAGCUGAUGGAGGCGAGGAGCCAGCCCUCGUACCACCAUGGCAACGGUCCCUACAACGAUGUCAACAUCCCUGGGUGCUGGUUCUUCAAGCUGCCUCACAAGGACGGGAACGAAAACAACGUGGGAAGCCCUUUUGCCAAGGAUUUCCUGCCCCAGAUGGAGGAUGGCACCCUGAGGGCUGCUGUGGGCCGCACCCACGGCACCAGAGCUCUCGAGAUUAACAAAAUGAUCUCGUUCUGGAGAAACGCUCACAAGCGGAUCAGUUCCCAGAUGGUGGUGUGGCUGAAGAAAGGGGAGCUGCCUCGCGUGGUGACAAGGCACCCCGACUACAACGAGGAGGAUGAGUAUGGAGCCAUCCUGCCGCAGGUGGUGACGGCGGGCACCAUCACUCGCCGGGCGGUGGAGCCCACGUGGCUGACGGCCAGCAACGCCCGGGCCGACCGUGUGGGCAGCGAGCUGAAGGCCAUGGUGCAGGUGCCGCCCGGCUACUCGCUGGUGGGUGCAGACGUGGACUCGCAGGAGCUGUGGAUAGCCGCCAUCCUGGGCGAGGCUCACUUCGCCGGCAUGCACGGCUGCACGGCCUUCGGCUGGAUGACCCUGCAGGGCAAGAAGAGCAACGCCACGGACCUGCACAGCAAGACGGCGGCCACGGUGGGCAUCAGCCGGGAGCACGCCAAGGUCUUCAACUAUGGGCGCAUCUACGGGGCCGGGCAGCCCUUCGCAGAGCGGCUGCUGAUGCAGUUCAACCACCGGCUGACGCAGCAGCAGGCGCGAGCCAAGGCGCAGCAGAUGUACGCGGUCACCAAGGGCGUGCGCAGGUUUCACCUCUCUGAGGAUGGGGAGUGGCUGCUGAAGGAGCUGAACCUGGAUGUGGACAGGGCAGAGGAUGGAUCGGUGUCAGCCCACGAUGUCCAGCAGCUCCAGAGAGAAGCCAUGAAAAGAUCCCGGAAGAAGAAGUUGAAGUGGAACGUGGUGAGGCACCGGGUGUGGUCUGGAGGCACCGAGUCCGAAAUGUUCAACAAGCUGGAGAGCAUCGCCCUGUCCCCCUCCCCGCAGACCCCGGUGCUGGGCUGUCACAUCAGCAGGGCCCUGGAGCCCGCCGUGGCCAAGGGCGAGUUUCUGACCAGCAGAGUGAACUGGGUGGUGCAGAGCUCAGCUGUUGACUACUUGCACCUCAUGCUGGUCGCCAUGAAGUGGCUCUUUGAGGAGUUUGACAUCAACGGGCGCUUCUGCAUCAGCAUCCACGACGAGGUGCGGUACCUGGUGCAGCAGCAAGACCGCUACCGGGCAGCCCUGGCCCUGCAGAUCACCAACCUCCUCACCAGGUGCAUGUUUGCUUACAAACUGGGCCUCCAGGAUCUGCCACAGUCAGUGGCUUUCUUCAGCGCAGUGGAUGUGGACCAGUGCUUAAGGAAAGAGGUGACCAUGAACUGUGUGACGCCAUCAAAUCCAACCGGGAUGGAGAAGAAGUAUGGCAUCCCUCAAGGAGAAGCGCUGGAUAUAUAUCAGCUCAUGGAAAUAACCAAAGGCUCGCUGCAGAAGAAGUGACAACGCCACAGUGGCAGGACAGCUGUCCCGAGUGUGUGCCAGAGCCCAGCUGCCUGGCAGAAGGAAAAGCUUUUGGCAGGGACUGAUCCUGGUCCCUCUGUUUCCUCUUUGCUGUAAGAAGAGAUGUUCCUGUGGAAGAAGGUUUCGAGAGCAGCACAUUGGAAGAGCAGAGGUGCUUCUGAGGGCAGCAGCCAGCUGUAACACCCGAGGCAGGGUGCUGCUUGCACACGCACGGGCACGAAGGAAGAAGUCAUGAGGUUUUGGCAAGAGAAACAAGAAAACAUUGUCUGUCCCUGAGCCAGGCGAGGCUGCUGCAGAACAGGCUCGCUGGGAGGAGGCAGCAGCAGCACCCACAGCCUUAUUUCUUUCGUUGUCUCUUCUUUUUGGGUUCCUGGUUCUCGUCUGUUUGUUCUGCUGUGCUGCUCUGCAGAGGGGAGGGAGUAACAGUACAGAGUGUGAUUAUUUUUGUGGGAUCAUUGUGAGGAAUGUUUACCUAGAGAAACCAGAACAGGAUUGAGUUCUUUUCCUCCCUAACAAAAUAACCUCAACAUGGGACUCCUCUCACCCACUGAGACUUUCCCUGUGGACCCCCCAGUUCAUGCUGGACCUUAGACCACAGGUUAGCAGUGGCAAGGACAGGGAUUAUUUGUGCUGGGUUUUGUUGUGUUGAAGCACUCAGGAAAAUAAGGACAGAAGCACCAAUAAAAACAUGGACAAUCAGCAAAGUAAAUUGGUUAUUUCUUUACCCAGCACAGGUUGUGUAAACUUUUGUCCAGUAGAGGAGAGGGUUC